Molecule: messenger RNA, 6860 nt
Organism: Phycodurus eques (leafy seadragon)
Lineage: Eukaryota; Metazoa; Chordata; Actinopteri; Syngnathiformes; Syngnathidae
Gene: mrtfba
Product: myocardin related transcription factor Ba
Exons: 17
Coding region: 339-3623 (1094 amino acids)
Biological process (GO): smooth muscle cell differentiation
Source: RefSeq, a predicted model, not a curated record
CCACGGAGCAGUCGCAGCCAUUUUACUCCGUCAAAUAAACUUCAACCUCACUGCCGGAGGAGAGCAAAACAUCACAGAGGACUUGCCAGUUGUCAGCUACGGAUAUAACACCAUGAACGUUAAGUCGGACGUACUGAGCUGUCCUGUGUUGUCUAGUUGGUGUGACUCCAUGGUCUAACAUUACUGUCAAGGGAAAGAAGCCUCUAACCUCGUUCCCUCUCUGUCGUCUGCUACUUAAGGUAGCAACCACACUCAACCUGAAGGACGGUGACCUGUUGCAUAUACUUGCUGCUUGCCUGGGACACCUCGAACAUCCCCAAGUUCUCUCCUGAAGUUGGAUGGAGCCCCAGGCUUCCCAGGGGCUCCUCGGGGCAGAAGGGAUGUGUCUGCUGGUGCCCAGUCCCCAGAGUGAAGCAGUGACCCAUGAAAUGGAGGAAUUGUCACUGCAGCCCACCCAGAAUCUGCUGCCGCUCAAUGAACGCAAGAACGUGCUGCAGUUGAGACUUCAGCAAAGACGAACUCGGGAGCAGUUGGUAGAUCAGGGCAUCAUGCCACCGCUAAAGAGCCCAGCUGCGUUCCAUGGGCAGAUUCGCAGCUUGGAGAGAGCCAGGACUGAGAAUUUUCUUAAGCAUAAGAUCCGCAGUCGUCCAGAGAGAGCAGAACUGGUCAGGAUGCAUAUCUUGCAAGAGACUGGAGCUGAGCCAUCACUACAGGCCACCCAGAUGAAAUUGAAAAGGGCCCGGCUGGCUGACAACCUGAAUGAAAAAAUAGCCCAGAGACCCGGUCCCAUGGAGCUAGUUGAGAAGAACAUAUUGCCUGUGGAUUCCAACCUUAAAGAGGCCUUAAUAGGGCAGGUGAACUAUCCGAAGGUCAUGGAUGAGGACAGCAGUGAUGCCUUGUCCCCGGAGCAGCCUGCCAGCCAGGAGUCUCUGAGCUCUCUGCCCUCACCUGGGGACAUCAAAUGCCAAGAACCUCCCUCGCCAGCCCUACCUCCUCCAGGCCCCAUUUUGAAGUCCCCCUCAGCUGCUACACAAUCCACGACAGACUUCAUGAGGGUGAUCGUUACUAAUGAGCAGCCUACAAGCCGCCCAGCCAUUUCUCAUGCUCAACCAGUCACUACAGUUGCUUCCUCUAAGCCAGGCCCAACCUUGGUGAAAGUGCGUGUACAAAGCCAGCACAAGAUGCCCUCCGAGAAGAUCCGCAGUAAGAAAGGCAAAGAUGCCAAACCCAGAGUGAAAAAGCUGAAGUACCACCAGUAUGUUCCACCAGACCAGAAGCAAGAGCCCAGUGAGGCCCCAAUGGACUCCUCCUAUGCCCGACGUUUGCAGCAACAGCAGCUUUUCCUGCAACUGCAAAUCCUCAGCCAGCAACAGCAACACUACAACUAUCAGACUAUAUUACCAGCCCCACUCAAGCCUGUGGCAGAACGCCAGAGCAGCAAUGCCAGCGGUAUACCGGCCUCCAUUGUGGUUUCUUUGCCCACUGCACCUCCACUGCCCCCAAUGCCUCUGGCCCGGCAGAACAACUCAUUAUCAAACCGCAAGCCCGGAGUCUUGCCUGCCAACCUGGAGGAGAUGAAGGUGGCCGAGCUAAAAUUGGAGCUAAAACUGCGUGGCCUCCCUGUGUCAGGAACUAAAACAGAUCUGAUCGAAAAGCUGAAGCCCUUCCAGGAUCUUACCAGCUCCUCAGCUCCCAACACUAUUCCCACACCUGCCACUACCACACUCACUGCCAUCCCCAUGGAGACUACCACUACCAGCCCUGCCAUUGUCCAUCCACCCCAGCAGGGAGCUUCUGAGAACAUGAGUGCCACACCUCCAGUCUCCCCUGUUCCCAACGAUCCAUUCACCCUCCACCAGGAUGCCAGCAUGUCUGAAGUUAAACAUGAAAUACAGUUAGUAUACUCAGGCUCAAGAAGACCAGGCUCCUCAGCUCUCCCAACCUUGCCCGUGCCAGAGAAGGACAGGAGGCUCCAUGCGAAAGAGCGGCAAAUUGAAGAGUUGAUGAGGAAGCUUGAACAGGAGCAGAAGUUGGUGGAGGAACUCAAAAUGCAGCUGGAGGUGGAGAAGAGGACUCAGAGCAGCUAUACCGAUUCUACCACCAUAGGCUCCAAGCUCACUACAGUUUCAUGUUCCAUGAACCCUGUUUCCACAGUCCUGAACGCAAACACUGUAAAACCAGAGAAAACAGUCUUGACAAACUGCUCUCCAACUUCCCUUCCUAAUUCUAUCCUGGGCUCCCAGACUCUAACAAAUCCACUGCAAACUGUGGUCAAGUUGGAGGAUGUGACUGUUUCUUCUGGAAAGCCAAUCCAGCUGCAAUCCCAAACACAGCUCAUCACCCAAACCCAGGCCCAAGUAAGCACUAGCCCACAGCUUCUCUGCCAUUCCCACAGAAGCCCCAAACUCAAGACCCAACCACAGUCUCAACCCACCACCCCCAGCUUGCAGCAGUUCUUCAUCAGCCAUCCCGGCGGGGUGUCCCAGGUGCUCGGGCAACGCCAAACCUUGUUAACCACAACUGGACAACCUCCAACUCUGCUGACAGCAAGUGGCCAUACUGGAACUCAGAUCCUACUCCCUAUGUCACUACCUAACAACGCCACUGCCAUCAAGCUCCCAAGCACAACCGUCAACCUGCAACCUGUCCUUCAGGCUACUGCCACAAAUCCAGGCCUCAUCCCAGCCUCUAUUUCUCAGCUGCAGAGCACCAAGAUGGAGAUGUCCCCUAACCAGCAGUUAGCCAAUCACAACUCAUUGCUGCAGACUUUGACUAUGUGCAAUAAUACAACUGACAUGGAGAACCACACUCGGCUCGAGAUAAAUCCCCAGUGUUUUCUGAGGAGCUCCCCAGACAGAAGGGCCUCUCCUCAGGCCUCGCCCAACCACGUCAGCAAUGGGCCGCUCAAUAAGUCUUCCUCUCCACAGCCCACCUUCAUCCUCCAGCCUGCGUCUCUUCUAUCUCAGCCUCCCAAGACACGAGAGCCUCCUCGCUAUGAGGAGGCUGUCAAACAGACCCGCAACUUGCAUGUUAACAAUGUUUCACAGGUUGCCACAGCAACAAGUCAGCAGAUGGAUGACUUGUUUGACAUUCUCAUACAGAGUGGAGAAAUCACUCCAUUUAUCCAGCACAACCCUGAAGUGUCUGUCAUCAAGACCCAGCCGGUCACUGCCAACAUCACCACCCUUCCGGUCAACACCGUCCUCUCCAGACACCCUCCUCAGAUCCAGGUGGCUCCUCCUCCGAUCUUGAGUCUGGCCAUCGACCCCAGCCUGCCUCACCUCUCCUCACUAGCCACCGACAACCAGUUGGAGGCCUUUCUGGAGAGGACGCUGGCCGACACACCGGCGGCAUCCGACCCUCGCACCCGGGGCCUGAUGGAGGAACUGCAGGCACAGCUGAUGGACCAUCAGCCUUACUCGCCCAUGGACACAUCUGACCUGUCCUUCUGUGACUCGUCCUCCCCGCAUUCCUCUUUCAAUAUGGGUCUGUCUGAUCCAGCGCUGGACAACAUGGAGUGGCUGGACGUCACCAUGCCACCAGGUCCCGGCGGGGCUCUCACGCCGCUCGGGAUCCCGACAGACUUCCUGGACACACAUGACCUGCAACUGCACUGGGACUGACAAAUGAAUAUGAGAAGAGCUGGGGAAAAGUAGCUGAGAAGGAGCGCACUAAAGGAAAACCGAGAUCCCGAAAUAUACCCCACCAUACCACUUUACAGGCAGUGUAGUGAUUCACAGGGAAUGACAAGCAGGAGAUAGUACAUCUUUAAAUGAUGUCACUUGUAGUAUUAUGAUUGGAGGGGGGAAGUAAGGGAUAACGACUGUUUCGCCGUCUGAUGUCACGAUUGUUUAGCGAGGUAAAGAGGAUUUGGAACCAAAGGAAAUCUGGUAGCAAGGACUUUUUGUACAUAAUACGUCCUCCAGGAUCUCCAGGCCUGGCUCAUCGUAUCCAUUGCAGGAUUAUCAACCAGCAGCCGUAACGAUGGCUGCUGUAUAAAAAUGAGGUCGUUCUAACACAACGACAGUCUUCCUGACCCAUCCUGCAUGUUUGCCGACUUAUCAAAUGUGACUUGUUACACUGUUAUGACGCUGAUGAACUGAUUGCGGUGGAGGUAGGAUGCUAUGAAAAGCAGUUUGAGCAUUUAUUCGAUAUCCUUGAUAUGCAUCUUAAAGCCCAGUAGUAGUAUGUUCGUUGUUCUCACUAAUAAGACAAUUCAGCACACCAGUAGAGUUAAUGUUAUCUUACUAGUAAAGAUUUUUUUCAAUAAAUGCUCAAAAGGCUUUAUGGAAAGUCAUAUGAGCGUUUAUUCAACGUCAAGGAUAUGAUUGAAAAUUGUCUUAAAAUAAGUACUGUAAGACUUUUUCAGUAGAAAGGAUAUCGAAUAAAUGCUCAAGCGGCUUUCCAUAGGAUUCCUCUCUGACCACACGGGAGCUAUGCAUCGAAGAGGUGUGGAGUCGGUCGCCUCAAAACUACGCUAAUGUGAACUCCGCAUAUCACAAGUUGCUCCAAAACGAUCAACAUUGAUUGUGAUCAGUGCCGCUCGGGAUCACGAGGCUGAUCGUCUUUUAGAGAUUUGCCGUUGGGUCUCUUGUUUUUGAAUGUAUUCUGCAGAUUUGACAAAAAAAGAGAUUUUACUCGUAAUGCCGGCAGCUAUUGUGACGAACAAUUGGGAAAAGGGAACAAAUACCAAUUGCGCUUUCAGUCGGUGUGGCUUACGUGGUUUACGGCACAUCAGUGAUCCAUAAUGUAUUCGGAGAAGUUGACUUGCAUAUCUGCCCUAUCCCUACACUGUGUGGGUAUGUGUGUGUGUGUGUGUGUGUGUGUGGCGUCAGGUUGGGAUAACCUAUUAUUGUUGCAGGAAUGAGAAUACAGUGGAACCCCUAAGGUUGAACACGGUCCAUUCUGUGACGCUGGUUGACUCACAAUUUUGUAACCAUUUUCCCAUAGGAAAUAAUUUCAAGUGAUUUAGUCUGUCCCAGAGUCAAACAGUUUUUCUUAACUGUGUAGGCCAGGGAGUGCGUAAAAAAACAUUCACGGGGGACACGUUCCAGACCCACCCGCAACAGGUGAAAAUCUGUGAUAUAGAUGGACCAUAUAAAAAACACUUCAAUUAACAAUUGAUUAACAGUGGGAGUGAAGACAGCCAAUUUUGCUGCUGUCUUUUAUUAUCAUUACUAAUGUCAAUUAUUCAUUGUCCUGCAUGUGCUACGGUGCAUCGUCUUCCCGUCUUUCUGCAUGUGUGUUGUCUUUCCGUCUCCGUGUGCAUGAUUGUCCUCAAGUCUCGUUCGUGUCAACAAAACGUGCUACCACGAUCAAAUCGUUUACGAAUGAGUAACAAAAGGCUUCUAACGACUUUUCUUGGCUGCUUGUUGUCCAAACAUGUACAGACACCCUGAGAGGUGUCAGCAAAGAGGGCUCUGCUAUUUUUAAAACCUUGUCUGUGUCAUAUAUGCAAAAUAGCGAGCCGCUCUUGUCCACAUCUUCAGUUCAGUGCGGAGUUCCAGUUAGAUUCUGCUUCUUUCCCUCAUCUCGUACCACUUGUUCUGUUCUUACGUCCGUGACCACUAGAGGGCGUCGCCACGCUUGGUUUUCAACUGCAGCAUUCCAAAGGAUUCGAAUUGUGUUAUAGGCUGGAUUUAUACUGAGCGCGCAAUUCUGAUUUAAUGUCUGUUUUUUUUUUUUUUAAUGUAUAUUUCAAGUGACACAUAUCAGAUAUGGCGGUGUUUACGUUGACAUGAAACAACCCGCCCACAUUGCACGUGUACAACUCCACAAGUGUCAAAACCUGGCAGUGACAACACAGAAUUGAACAAUAAUACAUAAAAAAAAUACCAAUAUUAAACAUCACAAUACAGUUAAGAUGGCCUGGGCUGAUUUAAAUGAUGCCAUUGAUUUGAGUGUCACAUUUCUCUUCACCCCCCUCAUGUCUGUGUCUGUGUGUAUGUAUGAAAGUGCACAAAAGCCAGCAAUACCUGGACAAGGUUUGAGCCAAACUCAACUUUAGACCCUGUUUGUUCCACAUCUGUGCACAAACAAACAUGAGUUGAAGCAGUUUGGUGGCGAUCUACUUGUGUUAACUCUGUAUUGUGAGGCCAACUUGUAUUUUUCUCUCCCCACAUUACUGAGCGUUAAAUCCUCGGGGCUAGGUUAUCCUUUUUGGUUUUAUAUUAAUAUCUGUUUGCUUUAAAUAGUGUCAACUUUGAAUGCUCUAUGCCCCCCCCCCCCCCCCCAAAAAAAAAGCGUUAGGAUAUAUUAUCACUUUUUUAUUUAUCACUUGUUUUCAGUUUGACAUGUUUUUUUCCCCCCUCUUUGUAAAACUAUUUUUGUUUGCUUUUUUAAAAAUUAUAUAUAUAUAUAUAUAUAUAUAUAAUGUUUUGUCAUAUCGGACCUCUCGGCUGCAGUUGUGCAGGCUAUCGGACUCUCACUGGCCAGUUGAGGACAGCUCGUGCUGUAGUGAUGACAGCUGCUCCUUUUCUUGAUGUACUGUACUUGAAUGCAGACUCACGCGACACUCAAAAUCCCUUCAUAUCAGAACGCUUCUUACAGACUGCACAGUUUAUUGCCGCGCUAACAUUUUGAGAUUUUCAAGCUAAGUGCAAACCAUUAAGGGAUGUUAAACUAAGCACAAGUGAGGUUCUGGCCCUUCUGCAGCCGAUCCCUUCAUUGUAGCUUUUGGUCCCUCUUCUCCCAUUGCCUCUUGUUGUUCGUAUGCCAUACGUUUUGCACAUUAUGUACAUAUUUAUAUAGAUGUAAUUCAUAUUUUUAUACAUGUGUGACUUCCACGGGCUCUCUAUUUUGUAAAUACUCAGAAAGUUGUAUGACUUUUAUGUGACAAUAAAAAUCUGAUGUACUAUGAA